GUCAGUCACGUAAACAAAAUAAAUUUGAUUACUUUUAAUCUAAAGCUGUAUAGCUAAUAUUGAAAUACUUAAUGUAAUUAUAGUUAGAAAUUUAAUUACAAUAUAUUUAUCAAUUACCAAGAAAUGUGUAAACAUCUCAAAUCAUUCGAUCAUCCAAGCUAAAUCAGUUUAAUCGCUAUUUUUACGUAGAAACUUUAAAAUAGGUUUUAGGAAAUUUUACAAAAAUGUUUUCUGCACUCAAAAAGCUCGCAAAAAACAGCGAUGAUCGCUGUCCAGCGCCUAUGCCUAUGUCUUCUUCGUUGCAAAAGAAAUUUUCUAGAGGAGUACAUUUUAAUAUGAAAAUAUUAAUAAAAGGCGAUAGAAACGUAGGUAAGUCCUGCCUUCUUCAGCGACUACAGGGUGGUCCUUUUAUUGAAGAUUAUGUACCUACUGAUCAAAUUCAAGUAGCGCCUAUACACUGGACUUACAAAAAUACAGAUUAUAUUAUAAAAGUUGAGGUGUGGGAAGUGGUUGAUAAGGGUAGAACCAAGAAAAAAGCUCCCAUGGGACUAAAAUUAGAGAACCAGUCCUCACAAUCAGCUGAAGAUGGCUAUGAAACCCCAGUGCUAGAUGCUUCAUUUUUGGAUGUCUACAAAAAUGCUACGGGUGUAAUUUUAAUGUUCGAUAUUACAAAACCAUGGACAUUUGAAUAUGUGGUGAAGGAAUUGUCCCAUGUACCUGCUGAUCUCCCUGUAGUUGUGCUUGGAAAUCACUGUGAUAUGCAACAUCAUCGGCAAGUUCAUCCCCAUCAUAUAGAACAAGCACUUCAUCAUGCUAAACUCAUCAGGACGGCGCCGGUACGAUAUGCCGAAUCUUCAAUGAGGAAUGGUUUUGGUCUGCGUUUGUUACACAAGUUCCUGAGCAUACCCUUUCUUAGGCUGCAGAAAACAAGUUUAUUAGAGCAACUGCAAAGAAACCAGAAAGACAUGGAGGAAAUUGAAAAAGAAUUAGAUGAUUUCCAAAGUUCGGAGGAGUCUCACUACAAUCUGUUCUUAGAUCGUUUAGCGAAUAAACGGAAACAAAACAAUGGGCAGUCUGAACUACGACCCAGUAAUGAUAGGUCACCGAGUAUUGUGUUGGGAGCUGGUAAACCAAUAGUGCCACCAAAUGUGAACCCACUGAUAGCACAAGCAAUUAAUCCCACUAAGUCACAACUUGAUGGCUCUAAAAAUCCGCAAGUGCAACAAACUCAGUAUGUAAACCCUGAAAUGUUACAAUCUAAACAUUUAGUUAGUAUGGAUGUCACACCAUCUCGGCCCCAUCGUGACAAUGAAAAGGGCAAUUCGUCAGCUCCCAACGCAGCGUCGACAGGAACUUUGGAUGAAUUCUAUGCUGGAACGCUGGAUAGUAGCUUUUUAGACGAUCUCACGCCCUUGCCCACCGCCAAUCAUGACGUCAAAUACGAUAGUGACAGUGAUGAUGGGACUAUGACAAAUCCAAAGGUUACAGUAGAUGAAGAUGAUCUUGAUGUGGACACAAGUGCCUCAGAAAGUUCGAAAGGUCCGAAACUAUCAAUUGACCACACAUUUACGUCAAUACCUAACAAAGAAGCCAAUAUAGAAAAGUUAAUGAGCCAUACAUCAAUCAGCAAAGAGAAUUACGAUAUUCCAUUACAAAAACCUGUGGCCUCAAAAGAUAAUAUUGAUCACAAAUUAUCCGUGUUGAAUAGCAGGCAUAGUGACAUGCAGUUGUCGAUGGAUAAUGAUUUUCCGAUUUGGGCUGGUGAUUCCAGUGCAAGAAGGUCCCCUGAAGGUGGAGAGGAUCCUGAUUUAGCUAAAGAAACUAACAUCAAGGUGGAAAAGAAACAUAAGAAAAAGAAGUCUAAAGAUAAGGAAAAAGAAAAAGGUGAUCACACCGAUAAAUCGGAUCGUAAGGAAAAGAAACAUAAACAUAAGAAGUCGAGAGUUGAGGAAAAUUCAAACCCACAGCAAGAUUUGCUAGCACCCGCCUCAUACAACGAAUUUAAUUAUGAAGAAUAUGACAGUAUAUAACAAUUUUUUUUUGUCAACGAGCGACAUAUUAGUUAUUCAGAUUUGUUUCAAUUUGUUAUGAGCUCUUAUUUUGUAUGUUAUGCUUAAAGCUCGUGAAAAUUGCAUAAAAUAUUCUAUAGCGAGCAUAACAAAAGAGCUGUGAAUGCGCAAAAAGUAACCGUAAGGGAAAUGAGAGAGCACCCCUCAUAUUUCCGUACCUUACACGGAUGCUAUUCAUAAACCGGGAGAACAAGACUUACACUAAUUUAUGAAUCCCUUAUCUGAAGAAGAUAGUUAAUUGAUUGUCUUUAACUUAAAACGAGUUUCACUAUUUUUAUACGUCAUAUAGUUAAUAUGCAUUAAUUUGUUAAAUUGAUAAACAUACCUGUACGUAAUAAACAACUUCUAGGGCUAGAUCAUAGAUAUAUGUCAGUAAAAUACAUAAUGAUAGAUUCACAUAUACUAAAGCUGGAUUUGGAUUGCUAUAGUAUUCUCAUUAGAACAAUAUUUUGGUUACCAGGUAAUUGAUAUGAUAUGAUUAUGUAGUACUUUAUUGUUUACAUUCCUAAUAUAAAUUUAUUUUAUUAUCUGCGUAUAGUCAUAUUUAUUAAUAAGAAUAUAGUCUAUAGACUAGCGUUACUUUCUUUUACUUCGUGUUGUAUAACCAUGAAUUUAAAAGGGUUAGUUGAAGAUGUGAAAACCAGAUAUCUUUUUUAUAAGAGAAGAAAUCUCGUUGUCGGUAAAAUACACUUGGUUGGGAUAUGGCAAUUUUGUAUGUAUAUUGCAGAAUAUCAUCUGUAGUUGGUACACUUAACUUGUCAUGAUGGUUCGUCUUUUUUGGAAAUAAGAUAUAGUUGUAUGCUUAUACCACUUUAUAUAAAGCGUUUGUCAACGAACAUUACAAAUAAACAUUUUCAUAUGUAAUUCAACCAUGCUAGAAUAGUAUAAUUUGUGCUUCGUGUGGCGCUAAAUGGCGCUGUGUGAUAUGUUCAUGUGUUUUUAUGUACUAAUAAAUUAAGUUUGAUGUUAUAAAAUAUUAUGACUAACUUUUAAAACGUUUAUAUUAAUGUUUAAGCUUUCUUAAUAAUAUAUGCUACUUUUAUAUCAUUAAACGCUAAUUUUCAUGGUAAAGUUUGCAAACACUUGGUCGGUUAUCUCUUAAGACUUUUGCUGUAUCUUAUUUAAUGUAUAUAGGGUUAGUUAAAUUAAAGUACAAGCCAUUACUCAGGUAGAAAAUUCAUGAAACUGAAGUACUUCACCAGAAAAUUCUCAUAAUAUUUAUUGAAUUUUACAUUAGUAACCGCAUUAUUUUGAAAGUAUAGAAACUACAUAUUUUCGAUUUUCUUGUUGAAUGUUUUUCAUUUAAUGAAUGACUGACUUUUGCCUCUCUUAUUCGCUUUAUGAAUAAUCCUGUAUCUCUUAUUGGUAAUAUUACCUCGAGAUACUUUAAUCUCGUAAAUUUAGUUAUUGAUCGCUUUGGUUUGGUUAAAUAUAACGAACCUGUAUUCGUAUUGAUUAAUCAACGUACCAGAUAAAAAUAAUCUGUUAUCUACAAACCAUCCGGCUGUUGACAUCCUUGGGGACGGGAAAUAACCGCCAACGUAAUUUAUUGCUAAUCGUGAAGUAAUGGGAGGAUGAUAACUUUAUGCUUUGCGUUGAAAAAGUAAAAUUUUUAGAAACGUCUUUUGAAAAUAAGUAAACAUGGCACGACACCAAAACACCCUGGUCCUCAUUAAAUUGAAAACAAUAUUUUAUUUGUAUAUCCAUUAUAGAAAAUUCUCGUAUCACAGUGUUUGUAACAAAAGCAGUCCUCCGAAGCGGCUUGACCGAUUCAUAUGAAAUUUGUAUGUUCAUUUAUUCAGUAGGUCUGCGAAUGGGAGUUUUCAUGCGCCUAAGGAUUUUUAGUUUAUUUUUUAUGAUUCGGCAUAAAAAAUACAUACAAUUCUAAAUUUGCACCCUUAUACCAUAUCGCCUAUUUUUUAAUAACGUUAGAUCAUCCAUUAAUGCACAGUUCAAUCCACAUGGUCAGAAACUUGAAAUUUUGACAGUUGAUUAAAUUUAUGAUGAAAUAUUUUAAACCCCUAAAGGGGUAGAUAAGUAAGAUGGUCGUUUGAUAGGAAACCCGUUAUUUAAGCAAACUUCAAAGCAUGAGGAUCCAACUUUAGGCUUUUGGUACUUUUAUAAUCUUAUAAGGACAUGACGUGAAAAAUAAGACGCCCUCAUCGUUAAGUAAUUUAAAUUGUUAUUGCAAUCCAAUAAUUGUUAUUUACCAUAAGUUCACUAAUUAUAGCAACCGUCUUCUCAUAUUGUUUUAAAUGGGCCUUUAGCAUAUUGCUGUUAGUAAAUGAACUUAUUAUUUUGCAAAGGCCAACGUAAUAACGGCUUUCAAAACUUGAAAGCUUUGAUAAUUUUAUUGUGCAAUUAUAAAAUGUGUAUAACAUAUAUUAGAAUUAAUAUAGCUAUGUAUAGCUGUUACCGCAAUGGAAUAUAUUACUGUUGUAAAAUGUUGAAGCUUGUUGUAAAAAUAUAAUAUUUUUACUGGUCA
Molecule: messenger RNA, 4554 nt
Organism: Achroia grisella
Lineage: Eukaryota; Metazoa; Arthropoda; Insecta; Lepidoptera; Pyralidae
Product: rab-like protein 6
Exons: 11
Coding region: 225-2030 (601 amino acids)
Cellular component (GO): nucleus; cytosol
Molecular function (GO): GTPase activity; GTP binding
Source: RefSeq, a predicted model, not a curated record